Molecule: messenger RNA, 2328 nt
Organism: Pongo pygmaeus (Bornean orangutan)
Lineage: Eukaryota; Metazoa; Chordata; Mammalia; Primates; Hominidae
Gene: NFAM1
Product: NFAT activating protein with ITAM motif 1
Exons: 6
Coding region: 17-829 (270 amino acids)
Biological process (GO): regulation of B cell differentiation; positive regulation of cytokine production; B cell receptor signaling pathway
Cellular component (GO): membrane raft
Molecular function (GO): transmembrane signaling receptor activity
Source: RefSeq, a predicted model, not a curated record
ACAAGCAGGCCCCCAGAUGGAGAACCAGCCUCUGAGGUGGCGGGCCCUGCCGGGCCUCCCAUGCCCUCCUGGGCCCCCGACAGCCCACUGGCUCCUCCUUAGCCUGCUGCUGCUGCCCGGGACCCUGCGACUGGCAGGAGGACAGUCAGUGACCCACACCGGCCUGCCCAUCAUGGCCUCCCUGGCCAACACAGCUGUCUCCUUCAGCUGCAGGAUCACCUAUCCAUACACUCCCCAAUUCAAGGUUUUCACAGUCAGCUACUUUCAUGAAGAUCUCCAGGGACAGAGGAGCCCUAAGAAGCCGACCAACUGCCACCCUGGACUGGGCACAGAGAACCAGAACCACACCCUGGACUGCCAGGUCACCCUCGUGCUGCCAGGUGCAUCGGCCACUGGCACCUACUACUGCUCUGUCCACUGGCCACACUCCACGGUGAGAGGCAGCGGCACCUUUAUCCUGGUCAGAGACGCAGGGUACCGAGAGCCCCCGCAGAGUCCACAGAAGCUCCUGCUCUUUGGCUUCACCGGCCUCCUGAGUGUCCUGAGUGUAGUGGGCACGGCCCUGCUGCUCUGGAAGAAGAAGCAGAUGCGGGGUCCAGGGAAGGACCCCACCAGGAAGUGCCCAGAUCCAAGAUCUGCCAGCAGCCCUAAGCAGCAUCCUUCAGAAUCCGUCUACACAGCUCUGCAGCGCCGCGAGACCGAGGUCUAUGCCUACAUAGAGAGUGAGGAUGGCAGCCCACCCACCGCCAAGCAGAGCCCCCUCUCCCAGGAGAGACUGCAUAGAUUUGAAGAUGAUGGCGAACUUAACCUGGUCUAUGAAAAUCUCUAGGAUGGGCUCCACUGCUCAUAGAGCUUGCCCUGGGUCAGAGGACCGGGGCAGCCCCUGCCACCAAAGGACUUGACCUGAGUUGGGAGUAAGGCCCCCAGGGACACCCCAUCAUUUCACCCUCACAUUCAAGGCCCUUCCUGCCUUGGCCGGCCCUACUGCCCCCCAUUCUAUACCCCAGCUGCCAAGGUUUUCCCAUCUUGCGGCCCUUGCCCAGGCUGUUCCUUCUGCCAGGCAGGGCCUUCCUCCCUUGGCCCAACCAGCAAAGUGCCCCUCAGUCUUCAAGGGCUUUCCUGGAUGCCACCCUUGCCCAGAGCCCUGCUCACUGCCUCAUGCUGACAGAGCAGCAUGCUCUCUUGGCUCUCUUGGCACCAGGCUGCACCUCAGCCAGCAGGGCAGCCUCUGAGCUGAGGGAGGACCCUGCAAGGGCCCCUAGCAGUGCUGUGUGGGGAGCCGACGUAUGGAGGAGCUGGGGAGCAGUCAUGCAAAUCCCUACCUACCCAGCUGGGCCAGAGGCACGAGGCAGCCAGGCAGGGUGGGAGCAGGGACUGGCGUGGGAGGUUCUGGGGGACAGACAAGGAUGAUGGACCCCGCAGAGGCAAGACUGGGAUCAGGGACAGAUCUGGAGGCCCAGGACAUGGCUGAGAGAUGGUCAGCAGGCUGGGGGCAUGAAGCAGAGAGGGCUUGGUUACAAGCCAGUGAGGAAGGAGAUUCUGGCAUGUUUGGGGUGAGGGCAGAGGGACAGAUGAGGGGAGGAGGGUGCUGGCUAAACAGGAGCUGAAUGAAUGGCCUGAAGCUCCCCCUCCCAAGGGUUCCCACUCCCAUUGGCCUGGCCCUGUACGCGCACUGUGUCAUCUCCUUGGUCACCCUCUGCUCCAGGCCUUCUCCACCGCAGGACCUCAGCUGUCCCUCCUUCUACCCAAGGUGGAGUCCCCCAAAGUCCCUUCUGUCUGGUCUGUCCUGUGCCCACCACCUGUGGCUUCAUCCAGCCCUCCUCCUCUAUCUUUAUCUGCCAUAGGCCCCAGCCCUGGCCCCCUGUGGAUUGAGGUCCCAAGUGGUCCGGCGGGGUUUGGUGCUGGGACCCUCAAUGGCAGCCGGAAGGUCCCUCUGAGGCAGAAGCUCAGGCCCCAUGGGGACAGUGGCUCCCCAGUGCCUGGCCCUGAGCCAUUUCCGCUGUUUCAAGUGCCCACAUCACCCUCAUUUCCUCCUCACAGCAGCCCUGCACUGUGGCCAGAAACCCAUCCACAGGCAGGCAGUGGCUGGGGUCCGGGUGGCCCCGGGCUGUUGGGCUCUGCUUCCUCCCUCUGCUCCCCCAUGUCUCCCUGAGUUCUCCCACCUUUGCUCGUUUGUAAAAUGGGCAGGUCAAUCUUCCCACCCUACCGUGUGGGCUGCCCCAACCCCAAAUGUGCCCAGGGAGGUUGGGGAACCCGAGGCACAGGCCCCGCCCCUGCCCCCAAGCAGCACUGGGUUACUGGCUCUCAGAGACACCUUUGGUUCUGCAG